AUGCGAGGCACAAGGGCGCGAGACAUUGUCGAUAUACGUGCUCGGCUGCACACGUCACGUGCAGCAUUCACUUGGACGUCCAGAUCUGUGUCGGCAACAGCAGCCACGGCUUGCUUGAGGCAUCACACUGACAGCAACUGGAGACUCUAUCCGAUACGUCAAGCAAUUCAAUCACCUGCAUAUAAACUACAGAGCCGUCACCUGAGCGAAGCCAAUGCGAUCCUAGCCUCGCACCAUGGCCCGCAAAAAGGCGAGCGUGUCGUCGUUGCACUCUCCGGAGGCGUCGAUUCGUCCGUCACCGCCGCUCUGCUCGCACAAGCAGACUUCGACCUUGAAGCCGUCUUCAUGCGCAACUGGAACGAGCUCGACGAAUCGGGCCGUAUGCAACCCGGUUCCGGUGGUGCGUCAGGCUGCACGUGGCAGCGAGACUGGCAAGACGUACAAUCAGUGUGUCGUCACCUCGGCAAUAUCCCUGUCAAGAUGAUCGAUCUGAGCAAGGAGUAUUGGACGCAAGUGUUCGAACCAGCACUGCAAGACUGGCAGCAGGGUACAACUCCGAAUCCGGACGUGAGCUGCAAUAAGGAGAUAAAGUUCGGCGCUCUCAUGGAUCGGCUCAUACGCACAGGCGACCAUGGUGGAAGCAAGAGCUGGUUGGCCACGGGACACUACGCGCAUGUAGCCUGGCAACAACAAGGCGAUCGCACAAGACCGAUGUUGAUGAGGGCAAAGGAUAGGAGCAAGGAUCAAACCUACUACCUAUCGUCGGUCGGUGAGGAUAAAUUAGCACAUGCACACUUCCCGCUAGCCCAUUUGCUCAAAACGCAAGUUCGAGAGCUGGCCAAGAAGUUCCAGCUGCCAACCGCCGAGAGAAGAGAGUCAAUGGGCAUCUGCUUUAUCGGCACGCGCGGCUCGAACGGCGGUGCGGUUUCCAACACCCAAGGCUUCUCGACGUUUCUCAACGGAUACAUCCCUUCAGCUCCAGGAGACAUGGUUGAUGAAUCAGGUCGAGUCGUAUCCAAACACUGUGGACUUCACACUCUGACUGUAGGUCAAGGUGCACGUAUCCGUGGCGCAACGUCGAAGUACUACGUCGCAAAGAAGGAUAUCCCCAACAACAAAAUUGUUGUGGUACAGGGUAAAGAUCAUCCGAUGCUGUUGUGUACACGGUUGUACGUGCGUGAUAUCGAGUGGAUAUGGAGGGAGCCGCCACCCGAACUCAAAUACGAUGGCGUAGGCAGAGUCACACUUCUGGCACAGGUACGACAUCGACAAGUCGAGUCCGAAUGCGUGGUUAGCAGAUUCAAGCAAGGGAAGAACGGAUACGUAGUCCAGUUCACCGAGCCGGUGCUGGCUGUUGCGCCAGGUCAAGUGCUGGGCCUGUGGAGAGGGAAUUGGUGCUUAGGCAGCGCAGUGAUAGAAUCUGUUGACACCGUGUACGAUGAUCUGGCCCAGUAA
Mycosarcoma maydis (corn smut) is the source of this 1455-nucleotide messenger RNA. RefSeq lists its product as uncharacterized. Bases 1 to 1455 code for a protein of 484 amino acids. The transcript has a single exon. Gene Ontology annotation, cellular component: mitochondrion. Lineage: Eukaryota; Fungi; Basidiomycota; Ustilaginomycetes; Ustilaginales. Gene Ontology annotation, biological process: tRNA wobble position uridine thiolation. The record is from RefSeq and is a predicted model, not a curated record. Gene Ontology annotation, molecular function: sulfurtransferase activity.